This is a messenger RNA of Colletotrichum abscissum, 750 nucleotides long. RefSeq lists its product as uncharacterized. Lineage: Eukaryota; Fungi; Ascomycota; Sordariomycetes; Glomerellales; Glomerellaceae. The record is from RefSeq and is a predicted model, not a curated record. Bases 1 to 750 code for a protein of 249 amino acids. The transcript has a single exon.
AUGGGCAAAGCAAAAAUGCGCUCUCCACGCUGGGAGGAAGAGAAGCAUAGUUUACGGAUACGCCAUAGUAGAGCAGAAGGGGUCUCAAUGGAUCAGAAGGCCAGAGCCAAAACCAGAGAAAGAAAGCUCUCAAACACUUUGGAGAGCAAAGAAAGGAGAGCCUGGCCCAAACCCCAGUGCCCCUGUAUGAUGCCGCGACGGCACUCGUCCUUCCAGACAGUGGACGCAACGGACUUCAGCGAACAGGUCCCCCGCGGGUCCUCCUCAACUAAGGUAACCUUAGUCAUUAUGCGCAACCUCUGGGCGCAAGUUCUUGAAUUCCGUGGCAUCUACCUGUGUCUGGGUGCUGGCUGGAGCACUACCCAGGUCUGGGCACUGCGCAGAGACUGGGGGGCAGAGAGAAGGGGAACGACAUACAAAUUCUGGAACCUGGAACCGCCCUGGAGCCGUUCUGGCGCAUUGGUCAGUGUCUGGUACACUGGUGCGCGCCCCUCUCCGUGUAUCCGUACCUUUUAUGGCGCUGGGUCUCUUUGUUCCUUGCCCAUUCUUACUCCACAGCCCCGGCAAGCGAAAGGACUGGACAUACACUGGCCAAAGGUAGAGCUGCUGCUGCAGCAGAGAGAGAGAGCGAGAGAGGCAGCUGGCAGCAGAGUAAAGGCGAAGAAAAGCGGCACCACAGUUUGGGCGAGCCCACAGUCAAGGGACGUGAGAUAUCCACAGCCCUCGGUCCAGCCAUGCGCCCCUCCCUAA